Messenger RNA from Lactuca sativa (garden lettuce), 456 nucleotides. NCBI's taxonomy places the organism in Eukaryota, Viridiplantae, Streptophyta, Magnoliopsida, Asterales, Asteraceae. The record is from RefSeq and is a predicted model, not a curated record.
AUGAAUGGUGAUUCAAAAAUUAAAGUUCCUAUGGCGUUCAGAACCAAUCUGUUUCCUUCACUUGACAAACUGGUAGUUGAUAUUACUUUAUAUAGUCAAAUGAUAGGUUCUUUAUUGAAUUUAACAUCUAGUCGACCUAAUAUAAAGUUUGUUGUAUGUUAUUGUGCUAGGUUUCAAGCAAAUCCAAGAGAACCACAGAUGAUGGCAUUGAACAAUAUGUUUCGAUAUCUCAAGAAGAUUACUUCACUUGGUUUAUGGUAUGCAUAUAAUUCAGGAUUCUUUGUGCAGGCAUAUUCCGAUGUUGAUUUAGGUAGAUGUGGUCUUGAUCGGAAAAGCACAACUGGUGUAUGUCAAUUUCUUAACGGAAAGCUUGUAAGCUGGCAAUCUAAGAAGCAAACUUGUGUUUCUUUAUCAACUGUUGAAGCUGAAUAUAUUGUUGGUUCUUCAUGCGUGUAA